AUGGAGCCCCGCGGCGCCGGCAACACGGCCUGCCCGCUGCCGCUACCGGCCACGGCGACACCCACGCCCCGCCCCGCCCCUUCCCUCUCCGGCCUAUACAGCUCGCGAGGGCUGUGCACCGAGUUGGCGCUGGUGGACAUGGCGGCGGAGAAGGUGCAGGGUGAAGUGCUGGAUUUGCAGCACGGCACCACCUUCAUCCGACGCGUCAAGGUCUACGGCAGCAAGGACUACUCCGUGACGGCCAAGUCGCGCAUCGCCAUCGUGACGGCGGGCGUGCGGCAGCAGAAGGACGAGACGCGGCUGUCGCUGGUGCAGCGGAACGCCGACGUCAUGAAGAGCAUCAUCCCGCAGCUCGUCAAGUACAGCCCCGACUGCGUGCUGCUCAUCGUCUCCAACCCGGUGGACAUCAUGACGUACGUGGCGUGGAAGCUGAGCGGGCUGCCGCGGAACCGCGUCAUCGGCUCGGGCACGUGCCUGGACUCGUCGCGGUUCCGCGUCUUCAUCGCCGAGCGCCUCAACGUGGCGCCGGACAGCGUGCACGGCUGGAUCAUCGGCGAGCACGGCGACAGCAGCGUGGCGGUGUGGUCGGGCGUGAACGUGGCUGGCGUGCGCCUUCGCGACCUCAACCCAAACAUCGGCACCGAGAACGACCCGGAGAAGUGGACCGACCUGCACACGCGGGUCAUCAGGAGUGCGUACGAGGUGAUCAACCUGAAGGGCUACACGUCGUGGGCUAUCGGGCUGUCGACUGCACACAUCGUGAAGGCCAUCCUGGGUAACACGCUGCAAGUGCUCCCGGUGUCCACCUACAUCAAGGGCUGCAAGCAUGGCAUGGACAAGGAGGUGUUCCUGUCGCUGCCCUGUGUGCUGGGAGAGAACGGCGUCACGCACAUCAUCAAACAGCCGCUCACCGACGAGGAGAAGGCCCUUCUGCAUAAGUCAGCCAACCUCAUGCACGAGAUCCAGAUGGGGAUCAAGUUCUAGUGGCCGCCAGG
Molecule: messenger RNA, 995 nt
Organism: Gryllus bimaculatus (two-spotted cricket)
Lineage: Eukaryota; Metazoa; Arthropoda; Insecta; Orthoptera; Gryllidae
Source: the annotation of a GenBank genome assembly